Messenger RNA from Emiliania huxleyi CCMP1516, 408 nucleotides. RefSeq lists its product as hypothetical. The transcript has 3 exons. The coding region runs from base 1 to 408 and encodes 135 amino acids. The record is from RefSeq and is a predicted model, not a curated record. Lineage: Eukaryota; Haptophyta; Isochrysidales; Noelaerhabdaceae.
AUGAUGCUCCUUCGACUUAGGGAGCGGUUCAGCUGCUGGGCGGGCUUCAGGCUGGUGCUCACACGAAAAGGAAUCGACGCGAUGUGCAAAGCAUACAAGAAGGGGAGAAGGAAGCGGAGAGACGCCGGUGGUGACGAAGCAGAAACUAGCGCAGACGAGAGCAGGGCAGACCCGGGGACUGGGGAGCCGGAGCAGACGGCAUCGGCCGCCGAGGGAACGUUGGGAAGAGGCACGAGGAGGGCGGCGACCUCGACCGACUAUGGAGGACCCCCGUCGCCAGACGACGCAGGGCAGAAGACGGGGCCGGCAGGGCCAGGGGCCCUGCCGCGUAGCGGGGGGAGCGGGUGGGAGCGGGCGGGGACACAUUACUUUUUUUAUUACGAGCUCGUAUGCCACGUCGCCGCCUGA